Colletotrichum spaethianum is the source of this 1098-nucleotide messenger RNA. Its product is annotated as ankyrin-1. Gene Ontology annotation, molecular function: protein binding. The transcript has a single exon. The record is from RefSeq and is a predicted model, not a curated record. The coding region runs from base 1 to 1098 and encodes 365 amino acids. Lineage: Eukaryota; Fungi; Ascomycota; Sordariomycetes; Glomerellales; Glomerellaceae.
AUGUCCGUAUCAGACGCAAUAACUCAGACCCGGACUGACAUUGAUAGCCUCGACGGUCAUGGGUGGUGUCCGUUGCACUGGGCAAUCUAUCUUGACGACUACACUUCGUUCGAGGUCCUGCUAUACCGUGGUGCAAGCCCGAAGACAGAGACCAGAAGCGGCUGGACACCACUUCAUUAUGCUGCCCGAUAUGAGCCUCCUGGCUCAGUGAGAAUGGCUGAAGCAGUCAUUGACGCCGGCGCAGAUGUGAGUGCACAGGUCAAAAACUACCGUGGCAACGAAGGAGAAACUGCAAUCAUCUUUGCCUUUGACAACCCAGAGAUGGUUGAACUUUUGCUGCGGCACGAUUCCCCGUUUGUAGUCAAAACAGACACCGACUGGGUGUGUCCGCUGUCGUACCGAGCUCGCCGGACGAGCAAUGUCGAUCGUUGGGACCCUAGAAGGUGGGACUGGGAACGAUCUCUUGGUCUACUUUGCAGUGCCGGGUUGGACCUCGAUCUGCGAUCACAGCAACCGGGCUUCGACGGCCGUACCCCCCUUCACGAUACGAUUCUGUGGCGCAACUUGGCACUGAUGGAGCUCUUGAUCCAACGCAAGGCUAGGCUCGAUGCCAUAGACAAGUACGGGUCAGGCAUCCUUCACUUUGCAGGACAAAGUGCGAAUCUCGACCUGAUCAAAGUCUUGCAGGAUGCUCAGAUUCGCGGUCUGAACCCAGAUGAAGCAAACAUUGCUGGCGAUACACCGAUGAAGAUCAUGACAGCGCGUAUGUAUGGCAGCGACGAACGGAGACAACCAGGCGAGACGAGGCCAUCAUUCGAGGAGUGGUUGGCCUUCAAACAACUGCUGCAGGAAAUACGGGACCGCAACUAUGAUGAUUCCACAACAGGCGGUAAUCGCCCGGAUUUCCUUGCGAAUUCUUCGCACGGCUCCCAACCAGAAGACUGGACACUUGGUAGUGAUAGCGUCUAUCAAACUGCUGUUCAGUCCUUCAGGAGCAAGCCGUUAUCAACGACUGUCGACGAUGCCGCCUCUGUGGGGAUUUCGGAGGACAACCACAGUGAUGAGGAUCAGUAUUUCAACAAAUUUGAGGGCUACUGA